AUGAGGUCCCAAGAACGAAGACAAAACGUCGAUCCCGAAAAGAGACCGACGAAAGAACCUGAUCCUAAACAUCAUCGAAAAAUGAACAACAAAGAAAACACUAAAAAAACUUUGCCAAAAGAAGUGCACAGGGUGAGUUCAGAUGAACGUUCAAGUGGAAUAGGAAGUGAUUCAUCGACAAGCUCUUACUACUAUACAUCUACCGAGAAAGAAUUCAACAGCUCUCGUCGAUCCAGACACAGAAGGAAAAGUCAUCGAUAUAAUCCAUGUGGACGUUGCCAUAGGCGACUAUCAGACAAGGAUAUGAACUGGAAUGCUUUCAUUUCCGUUUUUCAUUUAAUCACUUCGACAAUAAACUCACUGAAAGAACAACUGGGUAUGUGCUAA
This is a messenger RNA of Styela clava, 387 nucleotides long. The record is from RefSeq and is a predicted model, not a curated record. NCBI's taxonomy places the organism in Eukaryota, Metazoa, Chordata, Ascidiacea, Stolidobranchia, Styelidae.